Messenger RNA from Parastagonospora nodorum SN15, 1626 nucleotides. RefSeq lists its product as hypothetical. The transcript is spliced from 4 exons. NCBI's taxonomy places the organism in Eukaryota, Fungi, Ascomycota, Dothideomycetes, Pleosporales, Phaeosphaeriaceae. The coding region runs from base 1 to 1626 and encodes 541 amino acids. The record is from RefSeq and is a predicted model, not a curated record.
AUGAUAUUCAAGCGACCAGAUGCUCGCUUGAAACACUACCGGAGACGACACGCCAAUUUAUCGCAGAUGGCACCACCGAAAGAACGAGAGGUGCAUUCCAAUCAGAAAGAGAUACACGAAGCCACGAUAGAAAGGUGGCGGAGCAUCUCCGCCGAACAUACUGGCAUAGGUGGAGACGUCGGUUCCCGAUCAAACCCCGCUAUACACAUCAACGUCACGAAGCGUGUUCCCAACUUUCUCCAUCCGGAGUAUCAUAAAGAGUCUGAGGCUGACGGGAGCAUAUCCAAUGAUGAUCCGAUAUACAGUACAGUCACAAGUCAAACGAGCGAUCCUGAUGAGGCUGGCAUGUGGAGGACGUGUGAUAGCGACAUGGACUCGGGGACUGAAGAGCGCGUGAUACUGAAGAAAGAGCCCGAAGAACUCGGCACAUUACUCAAUUCCAUCGGAAAACUGCACAUCCAGUGUUGGAACAACAGCACUCAUUACGAGAGCCAUGGUGAUGGCGCACAAGAUGGUCACCACACAACAACGAACCAAAACUAUGACAUUGGACAAGAGGGAAAUAAUGCUACCGCUUCGCAGAGUUCUGCCCCGUUUAAAUGUCCCAUAAGAAGGAAAUUUGGAGAAGAUGAAGAUGAAGAGGACAAGAAAGGCAAGAAGAGAAGAGUGAAACAUGUCCCAAUUGCUGGCGAGGUUAUGGAAGGACUACUCGCCUGUCCGUUUCCAAAGCGCGAUCCGUUCAGUUAUUCCAAUUGCUGGACUUAUGCGACAGAUAACAUACCUCAUCUCAAACAACAUCUGAAGCGAGAUCAUCUGACUCCUGUGCAUUGUCCGAAUUGCGGACAACUCUUCACAGGCUUGAAUAGCAACAGUGAAAAGGACAGGCAUUUCAUCCAGCAAACCUGUGUACAGGACGUCACUGUCCCUACUCGUCGGCAAGGAAUAACAGCCGACCAACAGAAGCAGAUCUGGAGGAACAAGCCCAGGAGCAUGGAUGAUGAUCAGUACUGGAACUACAUUUAUGAAGUUCUUUUCGCUUCAGAGCCACCUCUACAUCCCCGCCCCGAGGACUACGUGAAUCUGGGCUUGCAAUUACUACGUCAAAAAGUCACAAAGAACUUUUCAGGUCUGCUAGAAAACCGACCGGAGCGUGCGGACUUCAGGCUGGAUGAUCUGCACGAGAGGACUAGGCAAGAUAGCAGGUCCAAUACCCCGUCACUCCCAGAUUUACUCGACCAGGCCUUUGACAUCGCCAUCGUGCAGAGACAUACUGUGACACCACUUCUAUCUACAUUUAAGGGCUGCAGCUCGGGCGCGUCAACGCAUGCCUCAGAAUCUGGCUACGCAUCACUAGACACAAAUUCCGCGGAGGAAGACAGCGCGCCUGCUACCGGUCACACACCGCAGUCAAGGGCAUCAGAUGAGGCUUUUUACCCAACAGAAGACCUCUCGUGUCAUCCAGAGCAGUACCGUGAGUUUCUCGAAAAGGCGAACCACGCGGAGGGGGAAUCAUCGACAACACAGGACUCAGACGAGCCAGUUGAUGAUAUCUCCGACUCGUUCAAUAUCGACUUUGCGAAGGGGUUCCAAAAUGAUCUUGACGCUGGGUGGGAAUUUGGCCUGUAG